Molecule: messenger RNA, 4228 nt
Organism: Cavia porcellus (domestic guinea pig)
Lineage: Eukaryota; Metazoa; Chordata; Mammalia; Rodentia; Caviidae
Gene: Ccdc85a
Product: coiled-coil domain containing 85A
Exons: 7
Coding region: 682-2421 (579 amino acids)
Source: RefSeq, a predicted model, not a curated record
GGGGGGCGUCCCUCGCUCUAGGCUCCUCCUCCCGUCGGGCCCCACCAUCCACCAGCCCUUGACUCAGCUUGGCAAAUUGGAGGCUUCCGCAGCAGCCCCGGAGCAUCGGCGGGCGCAACGGAGGCGGCUGGAGGCGCGCAGCCCGACGGCCGCGCCGAGCCCUCCGGGCAGCCGCGGCGCGCCUUGGAGCAGCCGGGGAGGCGCCGCGCAGCCCAGCCCGCGCCCCGGCGCGGUUCCGAGGGGAGGAGCCAGCGGCUGCAGCUGGGAAGGGGCGCAAGUGCGUGCGCCUGUGUAGGAGUGCGCGGGGGGGCACAGUCUCGGGCUAAGGCGCAGGCCCCCAGGCCUCCCCACGCGGGACCCCCGAGGCUCUGCAGCGUCGGUCCCGGCUCCCCGGCGUCCAGCAUCAUGGACUUGCGCGGAGUUGGAACGGGCCGAGGCAGCCAUCCGCGGGCAUCCGCCCGGCCCUGGGGAUUCGCGGGUGCACGCGCGGGGAUGGCGAGGUAGGAUGGCUGCCCUGAGCGAGCCCCGCCGCCCCGACGCAGCGGCCCCGGGCGGCGCCCGCGACUUCUGAGCGCACAGGCUGCGGGCGGAGGCGGCCCCGCCGCGCCCGCGCCCGCGCCCGCGCCCUGGCGAGUCGCUUUGCCUCUUCCACCCACUCGCACCUGCCACCGCGCGGAUACCAUGUCUAAGGCGGCCGGAGGCGCGGCGGCGGCGGCGGCGGCGGAAAGUUGUCCCUCAACCCCGGUGGGCUCCUCUGCGGCCGCCGCCGUGGAGGAUCUAUCCAAAGUGUCGGACGAGGAGCUGCUCCAGUGGAGCAAAGAGGAGCUGAUCCGCAGCCUGCGGCGCGCCGAGGCCGAGAAGGUGAGCGCGAUGCUGGACCACAGCAACCUCAUCCGCGAGGUGAACCGCCGCCUGCAGCUGCACCUCGGCGAGAUCCGCGGGCUCAAGGAUAUCAACCAGAAGCUCCAGGAGGACAACCAGGAACUGAGGGAUCUCUGCUGCUUCUUGGACGAUGACCGGCAGAAAGGAAAAAGGGUGUCCCGGGAGUGGCAGAGACUGGGCCGCUACACAGCUGGGGUGAUGCACAAGGAAGUGGCCUUAUACCUGCAGAAGCUCAAGGAGUUGGAGGUGAAGCAGGAGGAAGUGGUCAAGGAGAAUAUGGAACUCAAGGAGCUCUGUGUGCUGCUGGAUGAGGAGAAGGGUGCGGGCUGCGCAGGCAGCCGCUGCUCCAUCGACAGCCAGGCCAGCCUGUGCCAGCUCACAGCCUCCACGGCGCCCUAUGUGCGGGACGUGGGAGACGGCAGCAGCACCUCCAGCACCGGCAGCACUGACAGUCCUGACCACCACAAGCACCAUGCGAGCGGUGGUAGCCCAGAGCAUCUGCAGAAGCCCCGAGGUGAGGGCAGCCCAGAGCACUCCAAGCACAGGAGUACCAGCCCUGAACACUUGCAGAAACCCAGGGCCUCUGGGACCUCAGAUCACUCAAAAGCUCUCAAAGGACCCAGUCCUGAGCACCACAAACCCUUGUGUAAGGGAAGUCCAGAGCAGCAAAGGCAUCCACAUCCGGGAAGCAGCCCAGAAACACUGCCCAAACACGUGCUGAGUGGGAGCCCCGAGCAUUUCCAGAAGCACAGGCCCGGGGGCAGCCCGGAACAUGCCAGGCACAGUGGAGGGAGCCCGGAGCAUCUUCAGAAACACGCUCUUGGGGGGAGCCUGGAACACCUACCCAGAGCCAGGGGCACUAGCCCUGAGCAUCUCAAACAGCAUUACGGGGGGAGUCCCGAUCACAAACAUGUAGCAGGCGGAGGCAGUGGUGGAGGCAGCAGGGAGGGCACCCUCAGACGGCAGGCACAGGAGGAUGCAUCACCCCAUCAUCGCAGUGUCUACAGUGGCAUGAACGAAUCAACCUUGUCCUAUGUUAGGCAGCUGGAGGCCAGAGUAAGACAGCUGGAGGAGGAGAAUCGCAUGCUGCCCCAGGCCUCCCAGAAUAGAAGGCAACCUCCAACUAGAAACAGCUCAAAUGUGGAGAAAGGCUGGGGGCCCAGAGCCCGGCGGGUCUGGCAGUGGUGGCAAGGGUGCCGAGGAAUAGGACGAUGCCUGCCCACUCUCCCGGGUUCUUUUAGGUUGUCAUCAGGGGCUGAUGGGAGUAACAGUUCACCCAGCUCUCCAGCUAGCUUCAGUGGACAUACCACACCUUCUCAGCAGCCCGAACCCGUGGUACAUUCUCUUAAGGUCUUGGAUGUUCAGGAAACUAUAGAUCGUCAACAGGGUAAAGAGUAUGAACAUGACCUUAGUGAGACAGAAAAAGCUAUAGUCAGAGAAAUGUGCAAUGUUGUGUGGAGGAAACUUGGAGAUGCUGCCGGUUCAUGUCCUGGAAUUAGGCAACAUCUAUCAGGAAACCAGUACAAAGGACCAAUGUGAGAAGCAUUGUUUUUCAAACAUGAGAUCCCUACUUCCAGAGAGAAAUAAAAGAAAAAAAGAAGAAAAACUAAAGAGUGUGUUUCCACAAACCUGGACUCAUGGAAUAACAUGGACUGUACAUUGCACACAUCUCCCCUCUAAAACCUUCUAUAAAUCAAGCUGAAACUCGUGUCUCAUUUCAGUGUCCAAAACAGUUAAUCUCAAAUAAGGUAGCUCUAAAUAAUCACCAUUUGGUGUUAAUGAGUUCAGUAGAACUAAAGUGUUUUUAACUUCCCAGAUCUAGGAUUAUAAUUGGGAAAUCUGCAUGGUUGAAAGUGUCCAUUAGCAAUUCAGUGGUUUGAUAGAGAUGACUUGUUUCAUAUAGUGGUGGAAACUUUUUACCAUGUAGCAUUGAAGAUACGAAGAAGUGAUUUCCAGCUUCCCAGGGCUGAGAGUUGGGCACUUACCUCUUAUACUUCUUUUAAGAAUAUAUUAGUUUCUGAAUAAUAAUUAAUUGGGGUACGAGAGAUACGGUUUCUGUACUUUUGUUUUGACUGAGCUUUUUGUUUUCUCUUUUAACUGAGUAGAUUUCUAAAUAUGCUCCUGUGUGAUGGUGCUAAUAAUAAGAAAACAAAUAGUUAAUUUUACCACAUAAUUUUAUUACCAGCUAGAAGGGUAGCAAGACUUUGUAUAGUAUUUACCAGAGAGUACCAUUUAUUUCAGUUGAUCAAAAUAAGUAUAUAUUUUCUUUAAUCUUGAUGAGUUGCUCAAAAGAAGAACAUUUGGGGACAUAUCAACCACCAUAUUCAUUCAUUGUAUCAAUAAAAAAACAACUAUAAUUUCUCUGUUUAGAGCUGUGAGAUGUUAAUUUCUACAAUUUAGUUUCUAGACAUGCUGUAUAUUUAAUAAACUUUAUGUAAACUUUAAAAUAUUGCACUGCAUUUAUGAUAAAAGCUUUCUUUGCCUCCUGCAGCUAUUUAACGUUUUAUGAAACUAACGCAUGUCCUUCAUUACUGAGAUUAGAAGCUCUUGUUCAGAUUGCUUGAGGUUUGAAAAAGAGGUGUGCUAGCUUUGCUUAGUUUUUUCCUUAUUUCUGGUAUAUACAUAUAAUAUUAGAAUGUGUGUAUUGGAAAUGCUAUGAUAGGUAUUUUGUGUUUAUCUAAUGCAAUGAUAGUUUCUUGUAUGAAAGUGCAAGAAGCCUGUGACAGAAUGCUAUGUUUUUACUGUAGCUUAUUUUAAAAGUAGGGAUGCAACAAUUCCCAGUUUUCUGAUGUCUUCUAAAUUACUGAGGUUUGAUUCACAGCAAAUAUUCCUUCUUGUUGUUCUUUUUAAAAUGGGCUCAUUACACAGCGUAUUAAUUGUCAUUGGUGGAAGACUAAGAAAGUGUUUUGUUUUGCUUUUUAAAAAUGUAACUGUAAUAAAAAACCAGCCCUCUAUUUUCAGAAAAUAUUUAUGAAUUAAUUUACUAUAGGGUUAUCUCUAAUUAUAUUGACUGGGUUAGAGUUUAAACCCCUGUUUCUUUUCAAAUGUUAUAUUUUUAAAUGUUGUUACUCUGUAAAAGAAAAUUGCUUGCUAUCUUUACACCUUUUCUCAUAGGAGAGCUUUCGUCCUUAAAUUGUUGUAUUCCUACACUCUGAUAAUGUUUAAAACAAGUUUUGUGCCUGCAGCAGAGCCUGCAGAAGCUAAUCCAAGGGACACUAGUCUUUGACAAAAUACUUGUGUAAAUUUUGAUACUGUAUUAAAACUAUUUUUUUAAAGUUCCACAUAAAACUGAGUAUUAAGUAUAUGUGUUCAUCUUAGCAAUGGUAAUAAAUUAUUUAAUCUCACA